AUGACUUUUCCAGCCACGGACAAAUAUCCAAAGCCACGGGUGUUCAAGUCAAUCUGUGUUAUGGCCAACAAGAUCGAACAUCUUGCCGCUACUCUGUUCGGAGUCCACAUCGAAAGUAACGCAGGACUUCGAUAUGUUUUUUUCCCUGGCGGGGCUAAGAUCCUACCAGAGCCCAGGCUUACUUUGCGCGGGUGUCUGCAUCGUGAGAUUUCGCCCUAUUUUGGCAUGGAAACGUACCGCGCUAUCGCCGCAAACCCAGAUUUUCAGGAAGAAUUGAAGCAGGGGUAUGAUCGUACAAACUGCCUGUGGAUGGUGAUUACAGGAGACGCUUCCGAAGCCGCAACUUUCUUCCUCGCUCUCGCACCCAGAGAGGGUACUGAGGUCAAGAAUAGACUCUAUGGAUAA
Exophiala dermatitidis NIH/UT8656 is the source of this 405-nucleotide messenger RNA. RefSeq lists its product as uncharacterized. The record is from RefSeq and is a predicted model, not a curated record. Lineage: Eukaryota; Fungi; Ascomycota; Eurotiomycetes; Chaetothyriales; Herpotrichiellaceae. The transcript has a single exon. The coding region runs from base 1 to 405 and encodes 134 amino acids.